AUGAAGCAUAACCCUCAGUUCACUCCUUCUUUUCAAACAUGGGAGUCCUUUGAGGACCUGUACGCAACCAUACAAAGUAAGCUGCAGGAAAUUAAAAAUACUUCACCUGAGGAGAAAUUAGAUCACCCGAAAUUGAAAUUGCCUCCAAUUAAAUUACCACAGUUUAAUGGCGACCCAAAUAAUUGGACGUCGUUUUAUGAAGCCUUUAACCAUUUAGUGCAUAAUAAUGGGUCAAUUUCGAACUCAGAAAAGGAGAAACCGUUCGAACCUGCUAUCGAUGGACUGCGAUCAAACGCGCAAGCCAUUGAGUCGCAGCGUGAGUCAUUGCUAGUCGACAGUACCCCGCGCGUCGCGUCUGGCUCCUUUGACGAACCUAAUAACAAUCACGCGCCGAUUUCUCUGUGUUCAUUGCAGAAUGAAGCGAAUACUUUAAUAUCACAACCGUCAACGGUUUUACUUGGUACUGCCCGCGUAUGUACUCUUGAUACGCGUGGUAACCCGCAUAUUUUGCGUUGUCUUAUAGACAACGGCUCUCAAAAUCAUUUUAUAACGACUGAGUGUUGUAAAAAGUUACUAUUAAAUUACAAUACGUUUUCCGAACCUAUGUUUGUGAACGGGUUUGGUGGCUGUUCGAAUGAUAUAAUAGGAGCAACCAAUAUUGUUAUAUCCUCUCGUUAUGAUAAAAAUAUUAAAUAUUCUAUUAAUUCUUUAAUCGUGAAACGCAUUACGGAUUAUUUACCCACUUCUAAGGUUGAUAGAUCGAAGUUGGAGUAUUUGUUUAACAUACCGCUUGCCGAUGAUAUAUUUCAUGAACCCGGUCAGAUUGAUAUGUUAAUCGGUGCGCAGCUGUUUUCGAAACUACUCAAGCAGGGUCGUAUCCAGGGACCGCCUGGUAUGCCCGAUGCUGUUCAAACCACAUUUGGUUUUAUUUUAAUGGGUGAAGCGCCUAUUUUAUCUAUAAAUUCUAAUAUAAAAAGUUCAUCGGUUUUAUGCGCUUACUCGAAUAUCCCUUUAGAAAACAUUUUGCGAAGAUUCUGGGAGCUUGAGGAGCCGUCAUCUAAGUCUUCCGCUUUCCUUAGUGAGGAAGAGGAAGAGUGUGAACGUAUAUAUAAGACUACCACGUAUCGUGAAUUGUCAGGUCGAUAUGUUGUUGCACUUCCAUUCAAGAAAAGCCCUCUUAAUCUGGGUUCAUCUAUGGACAUAGCUAAAAAGCGGUUUAUGUCACUCGAACGUAAAUUACAGUCAUCGCCUAGUUAUCGUGAGGCAUACGACAAAAUAUUCAUUGAAUAUCUGGAAAAAGAUUAUAUUUCUCCUGUAGUAGAUCAGUGCGACAAUAUAGGUUACAUUAUUCCACAUCACGGUGUAAUUCGUGAGUCAUCUAUAAGCACCAAAGUUAGAAUGGUGCUCGAUUCCAGCGCGAAGACUGAUAAUAACAUAUCGAUUAAUGAUAUUUUACAUGUCGGUCCCAACUUACAGCCUGACUUAUUUGCAGUUAUACUUCGGUUUAGAACGUUCCCUAUCGCCUUUUGCGCUGACGUGAAACAGAUGUAUCUACAACUGAAAACCCUUCCUGAACAUAAUAAAUAUCAACGCGUUUAUUAUAGAUUUGAUCCGUCUGAUCCGUUACAAUUAUUUGAAUUUAAGCGCGUUUGUUUUGGAUUUUCUUCAAGCCCAUAUUUAGCGCUUCGGACUUUGAAACAACUAGCCGAUGAUGAAAGGGCCAAAUAUCCUUUGGCUGCUGACGUUAUUGAUCGCGGUAAUUAUUAUAUGGACGAUAUUUGCUGUAGUUGCGAUUCGAUUCCCGAAGCAUUUGAAGUAUCCUCUCAACUUAUUAAAAUGUUUUCAGCUGGUGGAUUUGAUCUUUUAAAAUGGUCUAGUAAUUCUGAAAAGUUACUUUCUUCUUUACCUUCCCAUCAUUUGCAUCCGCAAGCAGUUCAUUUUGACUCAAAUGAGUUUCAUAAAGUUUUAGGUGUAAAAUGGGAUUCAAAAUCAGAUACCUUCUCGUUCGAAGUAAGCAACUUAACUAAUGUCACAGCAACUAAGCGUAAUAUGCUUUCUAUCAUUGCCCGUUUAUGGGAUGUGCUAGGUUUUGCCGCACCUUUCAUACUAUACGUUAAACUUCUAAUAAAGGAGCUUUGGCUUUUAAAACAGGAUUGGGAUGAGAUUGCUCCUCCUCAUAUUAUUAAAGCAUGGAAGAAAUUCUAUAGUGAUUUACCCUUCUUAUCUAAUCUUCAAGUACCACGGCAUGUAGGUGUAACUAAAACUUCUUCACCCAUACUGCUGGCAUUUUGUGAUGCCAGUGAAAAGGCCUAUGGUGCCGUAAUUUAUCUAUGUGUACAAUCUGAGGGAAAUAAUACUAUCCGUAUAUUAUAUAGUAAAUCUAAGAUUUCACCGCUGAAAGUUGUUUCUUUAGCUCGACUUGAGCUCUGUGCCGCUCACCUCAUGGCAAAAUUAUUGUCUGCCGUGACACGUGCCUUCGAAAAGCAAUUUUCUGUGCAGCGAGUAGUCGCUAUGUCUGACUCAACGAUUGUUUUAAACUGGAUAAAUUCCAGUCCCCACCGCUUAAAGACAUUUGUAGCCAAUAGGGUUACUAAGAUUCAGGAGGUUUUAUCCCCUAAAAACUUCUACCACAUUUCCGGCAAAACCAAUCCUGCCGAUUGUUUAUCCCGUGGUCUAACCGCUUCUCAACUUAUUUCGCACGGUUUAUGGUUAAACGGUCCCUCUUGGGCAGUUUUAAAUGUGAAUCAAUGGCCACUAGAACCCUUCAUAUUGUGCGCGUCUGAUGAAAUACCAGAACGUAAAGUAGUCGCUUUACCGACUAUAUCCAUCCCGCAAGAUGAAGGAAUAUUAGAAAUCGUUAAUAGAAUCUCUGAUUGGUCUCGUUGUUUACGCGUAUGUACAUAUAUAUUUAGGUUCAUAGGUAAAUUAAAGUCUCGAGGUAAAAUAUCACCUCAAGAUUUACAAGAAACCGAAAUAAUUAUCCUGCGUGCUGUUCAAAAAAAGCACUUUCAUUUUUUAACUCAAUCUCUUCUACUUAACAAAUCGUACCCCGUAGCUUUGCGUAAACUUAGCCCAUUUAUUGUUAAUGAUGUAAUUCGAGUUGGCGGUCGUCUUUCUAACACCGACCUAACAUUUGAUCACAAACACCCUAUUAUUUUGCCUCAUAAAGAUCAUGUAGUGAAUUUAAUUAUUGAUUGGAUGCACAAAAAGUCAUGUCACGCUGGACCUCAACAUUUAAUUUCGUUGUUACGACAAAGAUUUUGGAUUUUAUCUGCAAGACGUAUUGUAAGAUCAAGGGUUUAUCAAUGUAUUAAAUGCUUUAAAUUGCGCCCGAGAGCUGCAACAGCGCCAAUAAUGGCUGACUUACCAAAGUGUAGAUUAUCAAUUUCUAAACCUUUUACUCAUGUUGGCGUGGAUUUCGGUGGACCUUUAUUAUAUACCCCUAUUCGUAGACGGGGUAGUAAAAGUGAAAAGAUUUAUAUCUGCGUAUUUAUAUGUCUUGUGACAAGAGCGAUUCACAUAGAAACCGCAACUGAUUUAAGUACUAACUCAUUUCUGAAUGCUUUAAAACGAUUCAUGUCGCGCAGAGGUCCAAUCCAAGUCAUUUAUUCUGAUAAUGGAACUAAUUUUAUUGGUGCACGUUCCUAUUUAAGCGAACUUCAAAAUUUCAUUUUUUCUAACGCAUUCAGUGAGGACUUUCGCUGCGUAUUAAACGAAAAUCGUAUUACAUGGCAAAUGAUUCCGCCUAACGCUCCACAUUUUGGUGGUAGUUGGGAAGCGGCAAUCAAAAGUGUAAAGACUCAUUUGUUCCGUGUGAUAGGUAAGCAAUUGUUAUCUUAUGAGGAGUUUCUAACUGUUUUAAGUCAAAUUGAAGCAAUUCUUAAUUCUAGACCUUUAGGCAUACUAAGUGAAGAUCCUUCUGAUCCAAGUCCCUUGACUCCAGCUCAUUUUUUAAAUUUAAAGCCAUUAAAUUACCUGCUUUCAUCUAACAUUGAGGAAGAAAGGAUGCAGCUCCUUUCUCGGUACCAUUUAUUGGACAAAUUAAUUCAAUCAUACUGGAAAAGAUGGAGUAACGAAUAUCUACAUACGUUGCAAACGCGUGAGAAAUGGAAUUCUGCAAGUUAUCCUAUAAAAGAGGGUGUUAUUGUACUUCUUAUGGAAAAAAACGCACCAUCACUUCAUUGGCCUUUAGGAAUUGUAGAAAAAACUUAUCCUGGUAAAGAUGAUCGUACUCGUGUCGCCUUAAUUCGUACCAAAUCAGGAACAUUUAAACGUCCUAUCAUACGUCUAUGCCCUUUACCCAUUCUAUCUUAA
Pieris rapae (cabbage white) is the source of this 4314-nucleotide messenger RNA. RefSeq lists its product as uncharacterized. NCBI's taxonomy places the organism in Eukaryota, Metazoa, Arthropoda, Insecta, Lepidoptera, Pieridae. Gene Ontology annotation, molecular function: nucleic acid binding. The record is from RefSeq and is a predicted model, not a curated record. Gene Ontology annotation, biological process: DNA integration. Bases 1 to 4314 code for a protein of 1437 amino acids. The transcript has 2 exons.